UGACCUCGAACAUCACCACCAGUUGUGGACCAAAUUCGUAACAUUUCGGAAUAUGGGCGCAGCUGCGCCCCUAGCGGCGGCUGCAGUCGGUAGUUUUGGAAAUAACGAAGAUAACCUUUUUUUUGGUGCAACUUACAAAUUAAUCGGUUCAGAAAUAAAUAAUUUGUAGUAAAUUCCAUAGCAUGAAAAAAUGGGUUUUCUUUGAGACACGCGACAUUAUCUUGAAGUGAGACACGCACUUUCACAGAUAUUACUUUUAAAUUACUUGAACCAAAAGUCACUUGUGAUAGUUGUGUAUCACUUUCAAGCUGAGAUAUAAACAAUUUCACCAUCUUAAAUGGAGCCAGACACGAAGGAAAAUGUUGCAGAAGAAAAGCCCAAAACCGUUAAGGAAACGUUGUUGAAUGUUGAUUACUGGAAACUACGCUGGGCACAGAGAAAAGUAGCCUUUCAUAGCGCCAAUGUUCAUAAAUUGUUGGCUGUAUACAAUGAUCGGUUGCUGGCGGGAAGAGAACACAUCAAGAUAUUCUUUCCUAUGUGUGGGAAAGCUGUGGACAUGAAGUGGGUGUAUGACCUGGGUCAUGAUGUGGUUGGAGUGGAUGGAAGUGAGAUACCUAUUAAGGAAUUCUUUGAAGAAAGUGGUCUAGAAUAUACUGUUGAGCCACUGACAACUAUUACAGGCAAUCGUUACAAGACUACUGAUGGCAGAAUCCAAAUAUUUGAGUGUGAUCUCUUUGAUUUCAACAAAGACCUUGCUGGACAGUUUGAUGCUAUUUGGGAUAGAGGAGCCUUGGUUUCUGUAAACAAAGACCAACAAAAACGAUUCGCAUCAUUAUUAGAGACUCUAAUGGCACCAGGAUGUCGCCAAUUGCUGUGCAUUAAAUCAUUUGAUGAUUCUAACUGGCCAGGUCCACCUCAUGUUGUUCGUGAAAAUCAAGUUUGUGAUCUCUAUGGUGAUAAAUGCACUGUAGAAAAAGUGUGUUCUGUGGAUUCUUUCGAAGAACAGCACAAGUCUUGGGGAAUUACCGAGCAGAAUGAAGACCUCUAUCUAAUCAUUGUGAAAUAGAGAAAUGGAGUUUUUCAACAUUUUAAAACUUAAACUACAUUUUACUGACACCUAACCAACUCAGUAAAUUCAGCCAAUUUAUUUACUUUACAUUUAUUUGUACCAAUACACCCCUUGGGUUAUUGUGUAAAAUAACACAAAAGAACACACAAUAGGGCAUAAAUAAAAUGACAGUUGUGGUAAGUUUUGAGUCGAUAUUGCAAAA
This is a messenger RNA of Gigantopelta aegis, 1271 nucleotides long. Its product is annotated as probable thiopurine S-methyltransferase. Gene Ontology annotation, molecular function: thiopurine S-methyltransferase activity. The coding region runs from base 338 to 1066 and encodes 242 amino acids. The record is from RefSeq and is a predicted model, not a curated record. Lineage: Eukaryota; Metazoa; Mollusca; Gastropoda; Neomphalida; Peltospiridae. The transcript has 9 exons.